This is a messenger RNA of Protopolystoma xenopodis, 238 nucleotides long. NCBI's taxonomy places the organism in Eukaryota, Metazoa, Platyhelminthes, Monogenea, Polystomatidea, Polystomatidae. The record is from the annotation of a GenBank genome assembly.
UCAAAUGCCAUUCACUCUCCAACUUCCAACGACAAGCGGCCUCGCCCUCUCUCUGGAGUGGUUGUCUACGUAUCCAAUCAACUUUCCUUGCGUCAGGUCAAGCUCAACGAAGUGGCACAUCGUCUUGGUGCUGAUUAUAAAUGGACAUACGAUCCUCGAGUUGGUUUCCUAUACACAUAAGUUCAUCUCUAUGUGCCUUCAAUCCUUAUUAUUGUAUUUUAUCUCAUCAUUUAUUUAA